UCUUUCCGCGGCGACAUUGAUAGUGGUUCCCGCCACGCUGAUAGACCAGUGGAUCCAAGAGUUUCACAAGUACACCCUGGACAACUACCUCAGCAUACUGGUCAUUCAGAGCAAUCAGGAGUUCCCUCCGCCCGAGGAGCUCUCCAAAUACGACGUGGUGCUCACAUCGCACACGAGGAUCAGCAAGGAGAGAUGCACCCUCAACGGCUACAAUUCGUUCUCCGAGCGAUGCUACUGCGAUUUCGGCGUAAGGAGCGCCACCUGCAAGUCGUGCCAAACUUAUCGGCCUCUGAGCCCGCUCAUGCAAGUGUACUGGCUGCGUCUCAUCAUCGACGAGGGCCACGUGAUGGGCAACAAGCAGUCCAACCAGGCCAAUCUCGCCGCCAACCUCCUGUGCGAGAGAAAAUGGGCCUGCACCGGCACACCCACUCCAGGCAAGCACCUCGCACCCUCAUAUCCCCUGU
Molecule: messenger RNA, 464 nt
Organism: Acanthamoeba castellanii str. Neff
Lineage: Eukaryota; Discosea; Longamoebia; Acanthamoebidae
Exons: 3
Source: RefSeq, a predicted model, not a curated record